CAAAAAAUAUAAUAAAUCGACCCGAUCGACGUCCCUAACUAACCCGAAGCGCGGUGGUGGUGGCGCCACCCCAAUUGUGAUCCCCAUCAUUAGAUUCCCACUUCCACUCUUUCUUUUCCCCCACCACCUACCUAUACAUACAUUCCCCCUUUGUAUCUAUCACCUUUCCCCCUUUCCCAAUUCAAUCCCACAUUUCCCCCAAAUUGGGUUUCUCUCUUCCCUAAUUCGAGAUAAACCCAAACCAUGGGCAACAUCAGCAGCAGCGGCGUCCACGGCCGCCGAAGGAACUCCUCCUCCCGCCGCUCCCACCCUCCUCCGCCGCAGCCGCAGCAGGCGGAGAUCACCGCCAAUCGCUACGUCUUCGCGGCGGCCACGCCAUUCCCCCCGCCGCCGCACUAUCCGAGCAAUCCAAACGCGCCGCCGCCGCCGUAUUAUCAGUAUCCUGGCUACUAUCCGCCGCCGGGGGCGGCGGCGAUGCCGAUGCCGCUUCCGGCGCCGUACGACCACCGCAACCUGCACCCGAAUUGGGUGAACGGGCGGUACCCCUACGGGCCGAUGAUGCAGGCGGCGGCGCCGCCACAGUACGUGGAGCACCAGAAGGCGGUGACGAUCCGGAACGAUGUGAAUUUGAAGAAGGAGACGCUGAGGAUCGAUCCAGAUGAGGAGAAUCCCGGGAAAUACCUUGUUUCGUUCACCUACGACGCUACGGUGGCGGGAAGCAUCACAAUAGUUUUCUUUGCGAAGGAGGGUGAAGACUGUUGCUUGACUCCAACCAAUGAAAGCUUGCAUCCGCCAAUCAAGGUGGAUUUUGAACAAGGUUUAGCCCAGAAAUUUAAGCAACCCUCUGGAACCGGGAUAGACCUCUCAAUGUUUGAGGAGGGAGAAUUGUUGAAAGACGGGGACGUGGACAUUUAUCCACUGGCAGUCAAGGCAGAGGCAUCGACAGAUGGUCAAAACGGAAACUCUGACAAUGGGACCUCAAACUCCCAGAUAACUCAGGCGGUAUUUGAGAAGGAUAAAGGUGAAUAUCAUGUCAGAGUUGUGAAGCAGAUACUGUGGGUGAACGGCAUGAGGUAUGAGUUACAAGAGAUAUACGGGAUUGGAAAUUCUGUCGAGGGUGAAGUUGAUGCGAACGAUCCUGGGAAGGAAUGUGUUAUAUGCCUCUCUGAACCUCGAGACACAACUGUCCUCCCUUGCCGCCACAUGUGUAUGUGCAGUGAGUGUGCGAAAGUUCUUAGGUUCCAAACAAACAGGUGCCCGAUAUGCAGACAGCCAGUGGAGCGCCUUUUAGAGAUCAAGGUCAACAACGGAGCGGAUGAAUAACUAAAAGAAGAAACGAAAAAUAGGUGAUGCCUCUGCUGGUUCUGUAAAGUUUUUGUUUGAUCAUAAAUAUAUCUUCUGUAUUCGCCCCUUGUUUGUUUGUUUGUUUCGCUUCGUCUUCCUUUUCUCGUGACACCCUCGUCAUGCCCUCGUUGCCCUGCUGUUGUAGACUUAUCAGAUUGCUGUCUCAUUGCUAGGCAAAUCGAUAUUCUAUAAACAUUCCUUUCUAUCAAGAAUCAUUUUCAGAAUGUAUAUAACGUUAAUCAAGCUUAGCUUAAUGCUUAAUGCCUAUUUUCUGGAAAUUGAAUAAA
Molecule: messenger RNA, 1631 nt
Organism: Salvia splendens (bonfire salvia)
Lineage: Eukaryota; Viridiplantae; Streptophyta; Magnoliopsida; Lamiales; Lamiaceae
Product: probable E3 ubiquitin-protein ligase LOG2
Exons: 3
Coding region: 244-1323 (359 amino acids)
Biological process (GO): protein ubiquitination
Molecular function (GO): ubiquitin protein ligase activity
Source: RefSeq, a predicted model, not a curated record